Molecule: messenger RNA, 12563 nt
Organism: Talpa occidentalis (Iberian mole)
Lineage: Eukaryota; Metazoa; Chordata; Mammalia; Eulipotyphla; Talpidae
Gene: CLMN
Product: calmin
Exons: 14
Coding region: 26-3181 (1051 amino acids)
Biological process (GO): nuclear migration; negative regulation of cell population proliferation
Cellular component (GO): meiotic nuclear membrane microtubule tethering complex; nuclear outer membrane; cytoplasm
Molecular function (GO): actin filament binding
Source: RefSeq, a predicted model, not a curated record
CCCGCGCCCGCGCCCCGGGCCGCCCAUGGCUGCGCACGAGUGGGACUGGUUCCAGCGCGAGGAGCUCAUCGGGCAGAUCAGCGACAUCCGCGUCCAGAACCUGCAAGUUGAGAGGGAGAUUGUACAGAAGAGGACUUUCACUCGAUGGAUAAAUCUACACCUGGAGAAGUGCAACCCGCCUCUGGAAGUGAAAGAUCUGUUCGUCGAUAUCCAAGAUGGCAAGAUUCUGAUGGCCUUGUUAGAAGUACUGUCUGGACGGGAUCUGCUGCACGAGUACAAAUCCUCCUCCCAUCGGAUUUUUCGCUUGAACAACAUAGCAAAAGCACUUAAGUUCUUGGAAGAUAGCAAUGUAAAACUGGUCAGCAUCGACGCGGCAGAAAUAGCGGACGGCAACCCCUCCUUGGUUCUGGGCCUGAUAUGGAACGUCAUCCUCUUCUUCCAGAUUAAGGAGCUCACAGGCAACCUCAGCAGAAACUCUCCAUCUUCCAGCCUGUCACCCAGCUUGGGGGCCACAGACUCAGACUCCUCCUUCCCACCCACACCCACCACAGAGAGGAGCUCGGCCAUCUCGGUGAAGGACCAGCGGAAGGCCAUCAGGCUCCUGUUGGCAUGGGUGCAGAGGAAAACCAGGAAGUAUGGUGUGGCAGUGCAGGACUUUGCGGGCAGCUGGAGAAGCGGGCUGGCCUUCCUGGCGGUGAUCAAGGCCAUCGACCCCAGCCUGGUGGACAUGAAGCAGGCCCUGGAGGAGUCCAUGCGGGUAAAUCUCGAGAAGGCUUUCAGCAUCGCCCACGACGCCCUUCACAUCCCCAGGCUGCUGGAGCCGGAAGACAUCAUGGUCGACACCCCUGACGAGCAGUCCAUCGUGACUUACGUGGCCCAGUUUCUAGAACGUUUCCCGGAAUUGGAAGCCGAGGAUUUUGUGGAUUCAGAGAAAGAAGCCCCUAUUGAAUCCACCUUUGUCCGCAUCAAAGAAUCCCCUUCUGAACAGGAGAGCAAAGUCUUCCUUCUGUCCGAAAAUGGGGAGCGUUCCUAUACAGUUAACCAUGAGACUAGCCACCCACCACCAUCCAAGGUCUUUGUCCCUGACCAGCCGGAGAGCACUGAGGAGCCUGAGAAAAGCCUCUUGAGUGACGUGUCCUGCCACACAGAGCCAGACAGCACCUCUGAGUUCAUGCACCAGAUCAUCGACGAGGUCUUCCAGGGGAUCUCAGCAAACAUCAGUGAGCCAUCUCCAGAAUCUUCCAUUCUGUCAUCCAAAAAGGAUAAUCGGAGGGCCAACUCCUUGCCAAUCAAGAAAACUGUGCAUUUCGAGGCUGACACCUACAAGGAUGCCUCCUGUAGCAAGGACCCUGUCUACAGACAAAACCUUCAUUCUGAAGAGGGUACCCAAGGGGCACAGUUGUUGCUGAAGCAGGAUGGACAGGUCCCAGCAGCGGAAGUUGCUGAGGACAAGCCAGUAGAGGAAGCCCCAAGGAUCCUGGAAGCAGCCGCGGAUGACCUCGCUUGGGUGGAUGGGAAUAUGGAUCAUUCUCAGACUUCCCAGACUAGUCCCUCCUGGAACAGGGCGCUGGAGAGUGCAGCUGGCCCCAGGGAAGAUGGGCCUCCCCUGCCACCCCCUGGGGAAAAUAGUCUUCUGGCCGAUUCCCUGGAGAUCAAGGUUAAGCUGCUGACUGUCCAAGCUUUAGGAAGAGAAGACUAUUUUGAAGAAGUGCCUCUAAAAGCCUCUAAAUUUAACAGUGACCUCAUCGAUUUUGCCUCCACCAGCCACCAGCAGACUUUCAACAAGUCCCCUCCUCCUCCUGAGAGAAAACCGGUCGAGGAAGAGGCCUUGGAGGAGAAUCAUGCUGAGAAAUUGGGUAAAAGGAAGAGCAAAUCUGCCCACAAAAAGCAGGAUUCAGAGGAGCCCCAGGACAAGUCUGUCCAGGAUGACCCUGACCAGGACCCUGGCCCGGAAGCCCUCGGCUCUCCUUGGGCCCCAGAGGAGGCCCCGGGGGCUAAGAAGGCCAAGGUGUGUGAGAAGGCCAAGCACAAGUCCCCCUGGCACCGGCGAGGCGAGGAACAUGGGGCGGCGGGGGCUCCAAAGCGGCUUGAGGGGGAAUUGCCUUUCAACUCGCCCAGCAGCGACAUCAGCUUGGAUACUCUGGGGAGCCCCAGCGAAGAAUGCCUGGACUUCAGGCCUUCCCCGCCGCUUUCCAGGGUCUCGGUCAUUCCCCAUGACCUCUUCUACUACCCGCACUACGAGGUGCCCCUCUCUGCGGUGCUGGAGGCCUAUGCAGAAGGGGUGGAGGAUUUGAAAAAUGAAGAAAUGGACCUGGAGGAGCCAGAGGGCUACCUGCACGGGCUGGGAGCCGAGGAUGCCGAGGAGGCCAGGGAGGCUGAGGAGGCUGAGGAGACCGAGGCCGAGGCUGCCCAGAGCACUGUCAGCUUCCUGGGGCCGGGCAAGGACCUCCCCCAGGACAGCGACCAGGCCCCCCAUCUCGACUGGAGUGCAGAAGGUGCCCAGCCAGCCUCUGAACCCGGCCCCCCACCUCCCCAAGAGACCCAGCAGCAAAGGGAGGUCGAGGAGGGUGCUCCUGCCGAGAGCAAUCAGUUCCAGGAACCCACCAACUCAGAAAACUUAGCAAACCCCUUAGAAGAAAAUGUAAUGGAAAAGUCGAUGAGCAGUAAAAAGAAGGAGAAAAGGAAACACAUGGACCACGUAGAAAGCUCAGUCUUUAUAGCGCCUGGAGCUGUCCGCUCCUCCGAUGACCUCGAGGAAGACACCGGCGACCACAAAGUCCCUUCCAGGACUAGUCACAGCGACUCCAGUAUUUACAUUCGACGACAUAGUAAUAGGUCCCUGGAAUCGGAUCAUUUUAGCCACAUUCACCUGAGGAAUGCAGCGGGAGUGGACGACAGAGGAAAUGGGAUGUUAACCAGGUACAAUACUCAGAAGCUCACUGAGCUGAUUUUACAGUUUUAUGGCAUCAGAGCAGACAUGAAGAGGGAGUACAAACAUGCCAGAAUGUCCAUGAAAGCCAAGCAUGCUGGGGAAGCCAGGCUGCAGGCGAGCCCAGGCCCGCAAAGCGACUCGCUGACCCAGUUUGUCCAGCAGCCGGACAUGAUGUAUUUUAUCCUGUUCCUCUGGCUGCUGGUGUACUGCCUGCUGCUCUUUCCGCAGCUGGACGUCAGCAGACUCUGAUGCGCGUGCCUGGACAAUAAAGAAGACAGCACCCUGCCAGGGGCCGCGGCUCCUUUGACUUCUUUGCUCUGGGUUCUGAAUCGGGCACCCGGCAGAUGGUUGAGGACCCCGAGGAAACAGACUCCUCACCCCACCCCCUUGCGCCACAUUUCCUUUUCCUCCUGUAAGUCCUAAGCAUGCUUUUCUGUCUGUACAAAGCUCAGGUAGGUGGCCGCGUCCCAGGAGCGCUGGUUCUGGGCCUUGCCGGGUGGGGUGUUGAGUGUCUCACUAAUACUUACGUAAACAUGACCGCUUGUAGCUUAUCCCACCUACGGGUUUUUAAGGAGUGGACUGGAGUCACCUCUCUGAUAAGGGUCCCCCUGGUGAGAAAGAGGGCAGAUGCCCCAGGCAGAGACUCCUGGGGUGAACACUACUGCAGGAGAGUGGAGGUGCUAGGGCUGUGCCCCCAAGCCUGGUGGUGGGUCUCGUCUGUGGGGCCUCAGACAGCAGCUGGAGGCUGCCCUGCUGGCUCCAGAAAGCACAAUGUAUGAGGAGGGAUGUGAAGGCUGAGCGUGUGCGGUACGUACUGCGCUCCAGUUCAGCUUGCGCCCUCGACAUUUGGGGGGUGGGCAGGGUGGACUUGGGAACCAGGUGUGGGUUGCAUUUUAAAUUCAUCUUUGCAGUGACUGUACUGAAGUAGACCUGUGAUUUUCAAACUUCUACCAGGGGAACCCUCCUUUGAAGUGAAAUCUUAGGAGCCCUGUGUAGACGAGACAUUUAAAGCAAGGCCUGCUGACACCAGGGGUGCCCUGCAAGCCACCCCUUUGGCUUCCUUGGAUGGCUCCUGAGCCAUCUGUGCCCACCCCCACAGUGCACAGGCCACGGCCAAAAGCCCGAGGAGGCUUGUGGACAGAGCUGGGUUAAGAGUAAGCCCCAGCUGGGGUGCAACCUGCACGUGGCCCCACAGGCCCCUCCUCCCCGCAGCCUCUGGUCCUGUCUGGGAGUGCGAGUCUCCGCAGUGUCCUCUGGUUGGUCAGGUGGGUUUCUCGAAAAGAUUCUCUGGAAAGCACUGCAGAAAGCAGCCCUGAACAUGCCCUCGGGUCCACCCCCUUCCAUCUCCCUGCUGCUCUGAACCGCACCCCCAACUCCACCCUGUUAUGCUUCCUCCUCCCAUUGUCCACCCCCUCUAAAGGCAUGGAGCAGUCACUAAGAAGGAUCAGGCCGGGCAGAGUCUGUAGAGCAUCAGAUGAACCCAGAGAGGCAGAAUGGACAGUCCAAGGUUGCACAACUAACCAGGAACGAACUUGCCAGCACACUCAGGCCACCUGAUGCCCAGGCCAGAGCGGUCACCUGCUUUAGGUCCAGCGCCGGGGCCCAGGAAUGUCCUGGAAUAAAGAUAAAGAACUAGAUUUAAAUGGCCUCUUUCAAACAAAACCUCAGUUUCUAGACCAACACUCAACUUUGGUUGUGUUUUGCUAUUUUUCCCAUGAGGAAAGUUCUUCCACCCUCAAGCGUGUCCACUACGACUUCUGGAAUACCCAGGACAGUUGUAAUGGCAUAUCCCCUGGCGUUGUUCUUGCGCCCCAAAUCACAUUUCUCUCUUCGCUGGCCAAGGCCUGCUCAUUUCAAGCAGUUAAAUUAGCUUGAAUUAUUUCAAGCAAUGGAUUUCAGGUUUAUAGGACUCCAGCAUAGCCAAAAGAAUUUGCAUAGCACAUGUGAGUCGAUGACAGCUCAAAUCUGGCCUCUAACCCGUCUGCCGAUACCCCCCACCACCACCACCACACAAGAGAAUAGAAGCCUUCCAGGCCCUAUGCUGUUGGGAGCAAGUAGUCAUCCUUGAAGGCCAAGUAUCCCAUGGAAAAUGAGCUAAUUAAUGGGCUCCCUGGCUUCUCUGAAAGCUCAGCGCUACAGAGAAUAAAGAUUGUAUGUGUGUUAUUUUAUAAGCCUGGAUGGCACGUGGUCCUCACCUUAAUUAGACACUGGAAGAGCCAGGGAAGCGCUGACCCAAACAUGAAUCGUUUUGUUUUAUGGUUCAAACCUUGUCCAGAAAAAUCUCUGCAGGCUUCGUCUCUCCCCAUUAUAUUGUGUAAUAUUAUUUUAAACCAAUGGUUGGCGAAAUGCCUGAAAGUCAUUGGUUCAGGCUGGCAGCAAACUGACUUUUUUUUUAAGAGGGAAAAAAUAUUCUCUAGAGGAUAGGCUUAUAUGGAAGAAGCUGGACAUAGAAGCCUGCAGAACAAACCAUCCCAUGGCUUGUGAUAUAUUUUCAAGCAUUUAAAUUCUUAUCCAAGUAAUUAAUUCUAGAAGGCUUUUAAUGAAAACUAGCCAUUCCCAAGUCUUGUGCCUAAAAGUAACAUUUUCACCUCCUCUAGCUUCAUCUCUGAAUAUUUACCUCUGCAUUUUUACAUUGCAUGUUUAUGGCUCUUUUUUAUUUUUCAUUUUUUAAAAGAUCGAUUUACAAGGGCGGGAGUGUAGGCCAGGGGAUGUGAGAGGAUUCACCAGAGACAGAGCGGGGAGCAGAACAGGCGGAUCUACUGAAAUACACUGCUGAGGGGAGCAGCGGGUGAGGCAGGAGAGGUCAGCUGCCACUUCCCUGGCCAGGGAUCCAGCUGUUGCUGCACUGGCUGCUAAUAGCUUCAUAAUGCUGAGAUUUAACCCCUUGCGUCAUCAGGGAGGCCCCUAUGGCUCUUCUUUUAAAUGAAUUUAGAGUUGUCAGCUGAGUGGCUGUGAUGGUAGAUGAGUCCACCCUUAUCCACUUUGGUUUUAAGUAUAGUUAUUUGUGACUCAUCUCCAUUCAGAGUGAGUCUAUGAGGACUAUAUACACCUGAACCCAGGAGUGCACUCUGGUUACAUGUCCUUUCUUGUCACAUUUUCUCCCUUUGAUUUAAUUUCAGGUGGAGGCAGGUGGGGAGAGCACAUUCUUUAAUAACUUCCUGAGAAGGAGAACAGGAGAAGUAAAGAUUGCUGUAAGCUAUUUUGAGAAUUUGCAUAACUUCAAUUGUCUUUACACUGCCCUUACCCAGUGUGGCUGGACAGAGAAUUGCAGGCAGAAGGUAACACCCUCCUAGCACCUCCCAACGUGGUGGUGACAUUUCUGAUGUUGCGCUCACUCCCGAGUCUUUCGAUGUGACUGGGGUAUCUCCCCCUUCCCCAGAAACCUCAAAGAUCCCUUUGUCUUUGUGCUGUGAACUGUCCUGGUGCUAGAAUGUCCUUGCUGUUGUGCCGGCUGCAGGUUCUCUCGGGGAAUUUUUAUAUUUUCUUGCAUCUGUUCACAUUCUUUCUUUCUGGACCACCUAUUAUUCCAAUGUUGGACCUCCCAGCCAGCCCUCUAGUUUUUAUAUUUUAUCUUUUCUAUGUCUCAGAUCAAUUUUAUUUCUUCUUCAGGGAGAGCUAUGUGGCUCUAUUAUCCCAGGGUUAUUUGUUAGUUUUACUAAAAUUUUUUCCCAAUGUUUAGUUUUCAGUUUUAGUUUAAUCUUUCAUUUCCAAAGCAUUUUGUUCUCUUGCUUCUGGUUUCUAGUGUCCUGGUCUUGUUUUGUGAGCGCAACCCUUCUCUCUCUCUGGCCGUUCCUGAGGUGGGUUUUUAGGAAGUUCUUCUCUGCUUCCUGUUCUACCUUUGUUUCCUCUGUGUUGCAUUUCUCUGGUUGGUCUCAGGCUCUGCCUCUCAUGUUACAAGUUUUUCGCAAGUAUCUGGUGAUCCUGUGGGUCUGUUCAUGUUGAAGAUGUUGACACAUUGGCCAUGUCAGGACUGGCUUGUGGGGUUGGCAGGUAGAUGCUUCACCCAAGGAUGAAGCGGGUCUCUGCUCAGGGCUCACUGCAUUUCUCCAGACCUCUUUCCAUUUCUGCCUGAGAAAGGGACGUGCACAGGACCAGCCCAUGCCAUGUCCCCAUGCAGUUUCAAAAAAGGCAUGCACUCUUGGAUGCCAUAGGGAAAGGUCCUCUCAUGGCACAGAGCUCAAGUGGCUGAGGGCACCUUUUCCUCUUCCUUGAGGCAGAUGCAGCCUCAAGCCAGGACAAGUCAGGUGGGGGGUUGGGGGGCAAGCAGAGGCUGGAUCUCUGCUCCCAGCUGUCCCCUAGCCGGGCAUCUCAUGCAGUGCCCACCUCAUGCUGGAGCCCCGACCUCUGAGCAGGCUGCCUCGUCAUGGUCAGCGUUGACUCCUGGUUUCUCUGGGUCAGAGCGGCUCUCAUUCUCCCUGGAGCAAGUCUGCUGCACCUGGCCAGUCAGGGCCCUGCCUCUGUGGGUGCAGGGGGCUCCUCUGUCCCACCAUAAAUAGGUUGGCAUCUCUUGCCCACUGUAUGUCUUCUCUGUCCCUUUGUCUCAAAGUUGCGCCUCCAUUCCUUUGCUCUUGUCUUCAUGGGGUUCACAAGGCAGGAAAAGGAACCCAUGUGUUCAUUGCACCCCCUUAAGCCACAGGUGCCCACAGAGUUAUCUCGCCACUUUGUUAGAUGGCCACCACUCUGUUGACUUGUCUGUGAACUGAGUCUUUGGCCACGUCCUGCUCUGUGGGCAGCUGGGUCCCUGUGUGAUGCAGUGCCGAGUGCAAGGGAGUGCGGAGCCAGCCGGGAGCCCGAGAGCUCCUGCUUGUAGCUCUGCCACCAUUCAGGCACUCUCCCACCUCACCUCCCUCUUCAGCUCCUACCCCCACAAAACCAUCUCAGAUUGCCCAGCUCCCCACAAGCUCCAGUUGGUGGACUCUUACAGCUCUCAUUUCUGGCCCCCCUCACAUAUUUGUAAGCCAGCAGCCCAGUGCGCCAACAGGACAGCUCCUCUGAGGGUUGGCUGCUGGGGCCAGUCCCUCCUGGUCCAGACCUGGGCUCUGUGUAUGGAUGUGCUCCCCACAGCUAAGGAUCAGGGGACAAGCCACCCAGGACAGAGGCUGCUUCGCCCUUCUGGACCUCAGCACAGUUCUCCCCAGCCCCUCUGGGCAUUGCUUAUCUGCCCCUUACAAGCAGGGGUGGGGGUGCGUGUGGAAGACAAGCAUUUAGAGGUGGCCUGGGUGAUCACGUAUCCCUGCACCUUGUUUUAGAAGUGAGAAAACUGAAGAUCAGGUUAAAUGAUGGGCCACGCUCCUAGUUCCAGCCCUCGGGUGAGACAUCUUCAUUCCUGAUGGAGUUUUCUUCAAAAUUAGAACCUCUGGCCACUGUAGUUAACCUGCACACCCCCCCCCCCAAACACACACACAACAAAGACACGGGAGGCAUGGGGCUAAUCUGGCCCAAGGAGUCAGGAAGGGAGGAAGGACGUGCCUCAGUGACGUCGGGGGUCCUCUGUCCUGUGGUUUUGUCACUGCCAUCGGAGACGGGAGCUCUUGCAGGUGAGCUCCAACUUCAGUCUCCAGAAGGCCACUGGAGGAGUUUGAUGCCUGCCCUUUGUGCUGGGAGACAAGGCCCCGCCCACACUCAGCUUCCUGAGGUGCCCCCUGGGCUGUGUGCUCUGGCCAGGAAACAAGCUCAGAAAGCCCUUUGGGCCCAGAUGUGCUCUCUCCCUCUCCCUGCUGUUGCACCAUCUCCGCUGAGCCUGCCGGUCUGGAGGAUUUACUGCCCUGGGCCCCUGUGCAGAGCUGGUUUGCCCUGAGUCCAUCCAGCUGGUGGACGGGGGCUGGAUUGAGGCCCAGGCCCCGGGGGCUGGUGGGAAACUGAGCGCUGGCCUGAGCGACAUCGCUCUUAUGGGCCACAAGUCACUGCAGUUUGCCUUCACAGUUAGUGUGGGAGGGAGCCAAGAAAUGAGACCUGGGGAGCUUCCUGGCAGGACCCUGAAUCCACAAAUCUUGUUGACUCUUCUUCUGGUCCGCAUUUCCUUGGGGAACAACAGUCAGCAGCUCAGGGAAGUGAGCCUGGUGCAGGAGCAGCAGGAGUUUAGCACAAGUUGCAUCCAGACUCUUCCCUUUCCCUCUUGUACAGAGUUGAGCCUGAGGACUCCACAGGGCACACGGCCCUGCUUGCUCUGAUUCUUGGGAGUGCCCCAAUGGCCUUCAAGCCUCGUUAUUUCUCUGUGUACAUACGGCCGGGCUGGACAUGAGCCUGGCGGAGGCUGGAGCCACAGAGCUGCUACUUUGCGAGAGUCAGUGACCAUCAGGGUCCCCAAGCGCCUCUGAGAAGUACUGCCAGGCCCCACGGUGCCAGCCAGAGCCACCUCUUUGUGUUGAUUGUUUGUUCUGAGAACCUCGAAACACAUCAGGCCAGCAGUUCUUCCCCAUCCAGGGCUGUCAUCUCAACAAGCCAGAAAACAUUCUCAUUCAUGGGAAAAGCCAUCCGAGAUGCGUGUCCGGCCCGCACUGGCUUGAAAUCACUCCAGCACAGCCUCUAAGGGCCUCACCCCACUGCUGGCUUAAAACCCAGCAUGCAGGUGUCAAGUCUCACUUUCAAGAGUCUCCCUAACUGAAUUCAUUUAUUUUUUAAUCUCUUCCUCCUCCUUAGGGGGCAUAUUAUGGGGUAGGGAGAGAGGGCAGGUAUGGGGAGCAGCCAGAUGGAGGCCCAGUCCCAGCUCUGUCACCAGGUGCUGGAUGAGCUCAGGCCGGCAGCCUCUCUGCCUGCUUGUGCACACAGCACACGCACAGGCCCUGUUUGUGGCUGAAUAACAGCUGCCUCACGAGUUUGUCAGGACAUGGUAAGUCUCUGCAGUCCUCACUCCACGUUCCCGCCUCUCCAGUCUCCACUUACGUGGCUCCUCGCAGCCUCCCGCCUGUCCACCUCUCUUGCCAGCUGCUCUGUCCCCAAUACAACGACUGCCUCUUACAAAAGAAACUUGGGACCAUUGUAUACCCGUCACCUCGUCUGACCCUCGCAACAAUUAAGGCGGUGGUGGUUUCAGGAAGGAAGGAAGGAAGGAAGGGAAAAAUAAGGUCAUGGAGCUUGUGAGUGGCAGGGCCGCAAACACGGGGCUCUUAUUUCAAAGGCUGCUAAAGGGAUGCCUGAUAAAGAUUCUGCUUCGUGGUGACUUUAACCUUCUUGCAAGGUGUGGGCAGAAGUUCUUGGCAUUGGAAAAGCAGGGAACUUUGUAUGUCACCACUUUGCACCCUUCCUCCCCUCGAGGCCUCUGCAUACUUGGGCUCCCCAGCCACAUCAAACUGCCUAACUAUCCCCUGCAUCCGAGGAUGCCCCAUUUUCAUGUUUUAGCCUGUGGUUGCAAAUUUGCAACCAAAUGACUGCCUCUAAAGGACCUUUGGCAGUGAAAUCUCUGUGUCUGACAGAAGAUUUUAGUUAUUCAUUUAAUUCUACAUCCCUCCCCCAGCUAAUCGCCUCUCCACUGCCGAUGCAUGCUUUUCAGAGCAGGAAACCAGGCUUUCUCCUUCCAUAAAAGCCAAUUAGUUCCAUUGUGCUGGGCAGAGGGCCCUUAAAAUGGGGAUAGGAACAUGGAUUGCUUGGAUGAAACCCAAAUCAUUUGGGAGAGAGAGAAAAUCCCCCCCCCUUUUUUUUUAUGAAGGGCAGGCUUGAUGCACUGACUUUUAUGUUAAUGGUUGUGUGUAUGUGUGUUUGAAUAUUCCAAAAUCUGUUUACCCAUUCUUUUCUCUCUCUGUCCAUCCCCACCAUCCUCUAUACCCUCUGCCCCUUCCCCCUGCCUAUCCCCAUUAACCUCAGAUUCCUCACCGUAUUUAUUAAUGCAACCUAGUUUUUGUAAGUAUUUUGCCAUAUUGAGCAUUUGUCUUUGUGAUUCUGACUGGCUUUACUGUACCUCGUUCCCUCAAAUGCUGUUCUGCUGAGAAUGGCUAAUUCUCAUCUUUUCUUUGGCUGCAUAGUCUUCCACCGUGUGCCUAUACCACAGUCUACUGAUAGGCAGAAUUAUGUUUUCUUUAAAUUUAAAACUCUCUGGAAAGGUUGACGGCUUUUGCCAUCACCACUACUUCUUUUAGCCACCCACAGCCACCCACCGACGUCAACAAGAGUGUGAUCUGUGCUGUAAUGAGAAAGAGCCACAAAUGCCUGUGUUCCCAGAUGCCAUGCGAGCAUGGAAACUUGUGAGAGGUACUCUGGGAAUAUCUGUCACCUGGGGAGUUGGCAUUGUUCCAAAGCAGGACAAGGCUGGCCUGACAUCAGGAAACGACAUUCUAGCUCUGGUUCAAGGUGAUGACCUCUCUGGUUGGAAGUCCAGAACACCCCUUUUAAAAAGUCCUUCCUAGGUUUAAAAUUCCAAAGGUGACAAGUUCAAUUUUUUUUUUUUUUAAAUCUCAGGAAGUUAUACCUAUUUGCUGUUAAAACAAACACACCUCUAGAAGUGAACUCCAAAGCUUAGAACAUCACUUUCCAUCCCUAGUCUCUGAGGAAGCUUUGGAAAAACAAAAUAGUCUGUUAAAGGUGCGGGGUUGAAUGUUUGGAGUAGAACGUGGGAGAUGAUCUUCCAGGGCUCCCGGGACAAGUGGGCUCCUUAAGUUAGCAUCUGGCAUCAUUUCCCAGGGGAAUUCAGCUGCAGGAAUUUUUGUUCCUUCCCCAACUGGACUCAAGAUACAUAGCCAUGGAAAUUCCACUGGGAAUCUGAGGCUGUUUGUGUUCUCACAUUGGCUCCUACGUAGCAAAGGCUGGCAGCUUGGUGCAGAAGGUCCCUGAGGUGGGUGUGGUACCCCGGGGAGGGCGAGGUGCAGAGGAAACCAGCCCUCUGUUCUUGAAAUUGUACCAUAAGAUAGCUGCCUGCUCGCUGGCUUUGGUGCUGGUGAUAGCAGCCAAAGAGUAAAUGUGGGAAAAUGGGUGUGCACGUCCCUGGGAGAAAAGAUAAACCUGGAAACGGAUUUGUUCAGAGCAUAUACUUUUGGAUGGUGGUAAGUGUUUAUUUUUUCAAGAUCUGUAAUGUGUUUUAACAGAUUUAAUGCUAGAAUUUCUUUUAACGCCACAGCAGGACUUGACAAUGUCUAAGAAUUUUUACUGAGAGCUCUAAGAGAACUAUUGAAAAAAGGUGAAAUGCUAUUUUGUAGUACAAGGAUUAUUUUGUCUAUUGAGUAUAUACAUAGCUGUAGCUUUGUAAAAAGGGGUCUUUGUAAAACAAUUGUAUGAAUGUGUACUCUUAUUUAUUGAUUAUUGUAAAUGUAGAUUAAAUGACUAUUUGCAUAAUUUAUACCUGUGGGGAAUUAACUGGAGUAUUUGUUACUUGACUGUUUUCUAUUAAGGAGUAUCAGGCUUGGUGCUACGAUGAACGGUCUUGUAAAAUUACAUGUAUUCCUAAGAAAAAACUUGAGUAUAAAUCUCAUGAACCGACCAUCUCAUUGAUAAUUUUUAUCUCCAUGUAUGUUUGUGCCUUUGCCAACCAGAAGUUACACUCUUUACUUUAUUACAGCAAACAGUACUGUUCGCAGGAUAAAGACCAACAGAAAUGGUUUGGUAAAAACCAAAUGAAACCAACUGACUUUAGAGUCGUAGGUUUAUAAGGAAGAUACCCUGACAAACUGUGCAGUAACCUUGAACCUGUGUUUGUGAAGUUCCA